This is a messenger RNA of Pristis pectinata (smalltooth sawfish), 759 nucleotides long. RefSeq names its product chromosome 28 C15orf61 homolog (gene c28h15orf61). The transcript is spliced from 3 exons. Lineage: Eukaryota; Metazoa; Chordata; Chondrichthyes; Rhinopristiformes; Pristidae. The record is from RefSeq and is a predicted model, not a curated record. The coding region runs from base 219 to 683 and encodes 154 amino acids.
CGGAGGGUACGAGGAUGCCAUGGUAACGGGGGGACGGGCAGGCCUCCGCUCCGGGCAGGGUGUCUCCAGGGCCGGAGGAGACCGAUGAGGGGCGGCCGGCUGCCUGGCCGGCCAGGGAUCCGGCGCUGGCGUGAGGAGGGACGGUCCGUCACACGCAGCGAGUCACCGUCAGCUGGAGAGCGUCCUCCUGGGAGGUGGAGGGAGCCGAGCCCAGAGCAAUGGCUGUGGUAAUGAAGAGGAUCCAUGGUGCCCUACUUAAGAUAAUCUUUCACUCCUUUGGCUCCAAUAUUGCAAAGCCGAAAGCAUCUGAUGUCCUAACACAGCAUUUACUUCAGAGAAAUUUUCCUUAUUGGACGUCAUACUUUGUUAAAUACAGUUCUGUGGAAAAUGAUCAGUUUGGACUCUCACAUUUUAACUGGAAUGUUAAAGGAAUCAAUUACCAUAUUCUGAGGACAGGCUGUUUCCCGUACAUCAAGUACCACUGCUCCAUGGCACCCAAAUACAACCUGGAACCACAAAACAAGUUUUUCACUGCACUGAAAGUUAUUAACCUGGGUAUCCCCUGUUUGGCCUAUGGGAUUGGUGCAUGGUUUUUUGUCAGUGUCACUGAGGUUGUUCACACCAGUUCUGGUCCAGUGAAUAUCUACUUUCUCUACCAGGAAGAUUUAAGAGCCAGACACUGAAUAUCAUCCUGCGUGCAACUGGUCUUGAAUUCACAGAGUGAGUGCAAUAACUGAAAAAUAAAGUAUUUAUCUGAAA